AUGCCUAUUAUUUGCCGAGUUUGUGGGGCUGCAGGCGAACACUUGACGGUGCAUUGUCCUGACCGUCAGGAUCCUCGGCCUUGCGACCGCCAAGAUCCUGGGGAAGGAAAGGGGGGCAUCUCCAAGGGGCGCGGCAAGAGGGGAGGAGCCACUGCACGUGGACGCGGCACAGGGCCCAGUCAGGAAGUAUACAAGGAGAUCGUAGCGGAGGCACUGGCCUCAGACGAAAAACCAUGGAUUCGACACAAGUGCUCAGACGGCGAGGCUGCGACACGGAGAUUCAUGCGCAUCAGGCCAUCAGCUGUUGACUGGACAAAGUUUGGAUGGCUCUUUGCCAGGGGUAGCCAGGAAACGACCGUUCAGCAAAAGAAAAACGUUGGGCAACUACAAGCCGAUUGGAAGGAGCUCUCAUCGCGACAUGAUCUAUCAAAGACAGACCUUGCGGAUGGCCUCAAGCAGCUCGCGCUUCGCCACGGCGUUCAUGUGGGAAAGUGGCUCUUCUUUUUGAAGCCAGCUGAUAUGGAUCGCGUCUGGCCGGCACUCGUAUGGGCGCUCAGUAAUGCGGCCCUGGGAGAAGGUGACUGCAUGAAAGUGGGGGGCGGGAAAGAGUACGUGUGCUGCGUCUACGUGAGGAAUUGCUUCGAUGCUGAGCAGGCCGAAAGUCUCCGACGUAGCCUGCAGGACUUGCUCGGGGGCCUCGUGGCAAGAGUGGAGCUUGUCCUGAAGCCAGAUGCUUAUUCUUAUUGCGGGAUCUACAGAGGGAACCCUUGGAAGCUAUCCACAUCCGUGGCUUCCUGCAUGGCUGUGGAGGAAGAGUGUGUCGAAGUACUUCUUCCAAUCCUCCAGGAGGCCAAGAGCCUUCAUCACCUCGGGCGCAGGAUUAUGAUGAUGAUGCAGGGCCUUGUAGAGAAGGACGCAGCUUUCAUCUUGGGUUAUCGGAGCGUUGUGUUCUGCUAUUCCGAGUUCAAGCGCAUGCACAUGGCCAACUUUGGUCUUUUGGCGGAUCUCUGUGUGCACGGGCUGAUUACAGGAACGCGUUUGCUUGAUGAGAUGGAGCAAUGGCUCCUUACCGAUAGUGUCAGGCUGCCUCCGCCUUCGACUUGGGCUUUUGUGCUGCAGAGCCUUGGCAACAUGGCGCAACGGCUGGCUGAUUCACACCCGAGGGUCAGCCGAUCCCUCGACUCAUUCGUGCAGGAUUGCAAGGUUAGCCCACAUUCGCGGCUCAGCAUUCUCAGCCUCAACGUGUCUUCUGACGAGAAGCAGCGAGAACUUCGCACGGCCGUACUCCUGUCAGCUCUCCAACAACUUCGCGAACAACUUGGUCCCGUUGUUUGCUGCUUUCAGGAGGUGACCCGCAAGGUGGCCAUGGACGUCCAGCGUGCGCUUCCCACCUGGGAAUCCUCAGACCCUGGAGAUGGAUCGUCGAUAAAAGGCCAUGGCCUUCUGGUCAUGGCUCCGCCAGAGUUAGAUGCUCGCUUUUCCGACCACCGUCUGCAGUCCAAAGAUUGCAAGCUGGUUGUGGCGGAAUUCCCAGGCCUUGCUGUUGGCAAUGUGCACUUAUCGGGCAGCCCGGAGCUUCGAGAGAGGCAGCUCGCAGAUUGCGCUCAGGUGAUGCAGCAAUGGUCUGACAUGCUCUUGGUGGGUGAUUUCAGCAUGAAUGAAGAUGUUCUACACCGGUGCGUAUUGCAAAACCAGCUGCCAGACUUCACAGACCUUUGGCCUGUGUUGCGAGAUGAGUCUGGCAUCACAGUGCGCUGUCAGAGCAACGGCAAGGGGCAGAAAAGGACGGACCGGGCCCUUGCCAAGCUACCACGGUGGAAGCCGGUGGAUAUGCAGCUGAUGUUUGAUCAGCCGCUUGUGCCGGGACCUUUUUUGCUCGACGUUCUCCCGUCGAUGUACAGCAAUGUCGUGCAUCUCAAGCCUGAGGCGGACACCAAUGCCACCUUCGUAAGUGACCACCUGGGCUUGUUGACAACCAUUGAACAAAACCCAGAUGUGUCGAGAUCACAAGGUAGUUAG
This is a messenger RNA of Symbiodinium necroappetens, 2019 nucleotides long. Lineage: Eukaryota; Dinophyceae; Suessiales; Symbiodiniaceae. The record is from the annotation of a GenBank genome assembly.